CGUUGAACAUUGCUACACGUUUACCGAUUCGAAAGGUUUUGGCGAAACAUCAAGCCGCGCCGGUGUGUCGCGUGUAGUGUCGCGCACCUCUCGGAAUCUUCUUCUUGUGCUUCGGUGUUAUUCGUACGGCUGCCGAAAGAGCGCCCGCCUACUCUCGAAUCGACAGCUCGAUCGCGGAAGAUCGCGGGAUUUCGGAUUGUUCCGAUGAAAAUUACGAUCAGUGGUAGUGCGUACGUACUAGUACUAACCGAUGAUCGCUGCCAGUACGUGAUGUUCGCGUUGCCGAUUAUAGCGUCCGGCGGAAUUGUUCAUCCGAGGAUAAGCCGAUGUUGAUAAUAAUGUCCGAAUUUAAAUUUUCUGCAAAAAAUAAGAUCUAUAAGGACGGCGCUGUGGAGCUGUUGCAAAAUUUCGACGAGAGCGAGGGCACUCCCAAUUCGUCGGACGACAGCUUGAGCAGUCAGCAACUGCUUCUGGAUUGCGAUAUUUGCGGCGAGCGUUUCACCUCGAAGAAACCGUUGCGCGUACACAUCAACACUCACCUAAGGAAGCUCCGCAUCGUCCUCAAGAGAGUAACAAGUCCGAAGGUGGUGAAGGUGAAGAAGGACACGUACUGGCUGGAUCCAGAGAAGACCGGCUUGUUGAAGUUGACCCUGAAGAAGCAAAGCGUGGCCGAUUCGCUGAAGCUUACCCUGAAGAAGUCCUCGGAAUCGGAAGAUUUCACCGUAGUGAAUAAUAACUUUUACCCGGUCAUUAAGUACUACCAGCAAAGAGACGUGGCAGGUGCUAAGGAAAAUGAUCCAAGAGACGACAAGGCAGCGGAGAACUCGAUUAACGAACCUUUCGAGAACGUGAUGGUGGAUCAACAAGAUGAUUAUGACAACGUCAAGUUGGACACCGACCCUCACAAUCCUCUGGAAGAGAAUGAAAGACCGUCCACAGAUAUCAAUGAGAGUGACUCUGAUGUAGGGAGUGAUAUGGCAAAUCCAUCUGAGAAAGAUGAUCAAAAUGUCGAUGAUACACAUAACACCGAUAACUUUGACAGUUCUGAGAAAAGGCUUUCAGAAUCUGAAGAUCAAGAGGAAACAGACGCUUUGGAAGCGACCUGCAGAGAAACUAUUGAAAACUUGAAAAAACUCGGUGAACAAUCGAGCUCCAGGUCAGCUAGUCAACUGAUCGACAGUUCAUCAGUGGAAGAAGAGGAUGACAGAAGCCAUGAAUCCAGUAUGAUACAUAAUCUCGAGCAGAAUCCUUCCAUCAGCAUUAAUCCAAAGUCUUUCACGUUUACCAAUCAUGCAACUGAACGCACUCCGGUCUGCGACACUGAAGACAAGAACAGAGAAUCAACUGAUACAUCACAAGGUUUCAACUGGAAUCAACUAUCCGAUUUAUCAAGCAAGAGCAAUGAAGACUUCAAUAAAGAAGAUAGUCAACAACAGGGAGACACUUGCGGCGAUGCUAACAUGGACAAUGCCGGAUCGAUUUUACAGAGUUUUCUCAUUGAACAUCAGAGGCGCAAUCCGAACGAGGUGUCGUUAUCGAAUAAUAUGUCGUCCAACGAAACGGCGGAAUACGUGCCCCUGGAGAAGUUGGCGGAGACUGUCAACACAUGUCGUGUCUGCAAUGAGAAGUUCAAAGACAUCGCGCAUCUGGAUGAGCACCGUAGCAAAGCCGGUCAUUAUCAGUGUAAUAUACCAGAAUGCUCCAAUCUCAUCUUCCACUCUACGGUGGAGGUAUCGAUACAUCGGGCACAAGUACACGGUACCUCGCUCUCGCCGAGCAUAAGCCAACUGUCACCUCACCAUUUGUCGAACACAAAUGCACACUUGGGCCAAAUCACACUUUCACCCCAUGCUGUUUCCGCCACGUCUAUGGAGGCAUCACCGACGAAUGGUUCGCAUCUCAGUAGAACUUCACCCUUAACGUCGCCGCAUCAGACGCAUUCACCAACAUUUAAUUCGGCGGUGGCAGCGAGCAGUGCUGCUGGCCAGCAAAUGCAAAUACCCCCGGUAAACUUUGAGCAACUACCACCACCUGUACAGCAACUGGCCCAGCAAGUGCAGCGUAUGCCUCUUCCACAGACGCAAAUGCCCCCUAGUCUUCCUCCAGGAGCCAACACAAUGAUACCUGCACCAAAUUAUUUUGUACAACCACCGGGACGGCCACCAUUGUAUAGAGUACCUGGUCCGCAAGGUAUACACUAUUCACCACACAUGGCGCACUUGUAUCAAUAUGGACCGGGUCCGUAUCCUCAAAUAGCCGCGCCUCCUCCGCAAAUGCAUCCCCAAAUGCCCCAACAAGUUCCACGGGGGCGAUAUCCGUCGACGUCUGUUGUUCAAAACAGCAGAGCACCGCGGUUACCACAAACCUCCGGUCCAGUUCCUCGCCAGCGUAUGAAGAGGCCCUUGCAACAAACUAUACAACAACAAAAUAACACUUCUGCCAAACAGCAGAGGCGUAUGGAUGUUCUGUUGCCUGAUAGAAACGAAGAUGCAGACUGCCAUGUCAUAGCUCAACAGAAGAGAAAUGACGGACUACCUGUUAUUCAAAAUGUUCAAGGGGCUACCACGCAGCAAACUAGUAGAAACGAUUCUACGAUACAUCUCACAGAUUCAAUCACUUUAAGUGUUCGACAACCUGGUUCCAUCCCAGCUCAAGUCCAAAACACGUCGAACCCGGGGGGAAAGAAAUCCGACGCCAAGGCGGUAGCAAAUGUCCUCGCGGCUCGAGGUAUAACCGUUACUCCAGCUGCAAAUAAAAAUAAGACAAGUGAACAAAACAAACAGCAAAUACCCCCCCAGCAGCAGCAGAGGCCACCACCUUCACAGCCGCCUUUAAAUGUUACAGCGCUCAAUCUGAAUUCUGCUAUUUCUAUCAUACCAACUAGUUCACAAAGAAAGCAACAAGAGCAAGGGCAGUUUGCUGUUCCGCAAAACAAGCAAAACAAAUCGCCAAUCAAUGACCAAGUUGAGCGACCGCCGAGACCACCAACCGUGGAUCUUACGCAGGAUACUCCACCACAAAUGCCAGUGGUUAGGCGUGGUCGGCCACCGAGGGCGUUAUUAACAUGUCAGGUAUGUGAUAAGAAUUUCCAAAAUCAAGAUAUGUUGACGCAGCAUAUGGCGACUCAUCGAACGACUAGCAAACUGCUUCAUAGGUGCAACCUUUGUCCAGCUCAAUAUCCCACAGUUCAGGCAUUGACAACGCACAAACAAACUUAUCACAAGGAAGUCGAUACUGUUGCACAAAAUGGUGGCACGGAAUUGGCGUUGCCAGUUGUGGAUUUAAAGUCGCCCCAUGUCCUGAACCGCCUGGCGAACUUGGGCAUUCAAAGUUAUAUUCCAUUGUCGCAGUUAAGUGCUCAAACCGGUGGUUAUUUCGGCUUGCCGAUAAUCACAAUAGACGGUGCGAGAAAUACGAGCACCUGCAAUCUGGGUGCGCUUGGUGCUACCUCCAUAUUAAGUCUUGGUCCUCUUAAGCAUAUAUCGAACGGGUAACUGCGGGCAAACUCGCACUUGGCCUAUUCCACGUGUGCAAUCUUUGCAUAAUCGCUAAUUAUUAGCCUUGUAUUCAAGUUGAUUUACUUGUUGCUGUAUUGUCAACGACCAUGACACAGGACGCGUUCUUAUUUCUGAAGAGAAAACCGUGAUAUAGUUUAAGUAGAGUCGUCAUAAACGCGACAUUUUAUGUAUAAAGAAUGUGCCAAGGUAUGUUCUUUAUAUAAGAAAUACAUGCGAGAUUCGUGAAUUUUUUUUAUCUUAAUACGGAAAGAAAAUGAUUGACGACUGACUUAGACAUAAAAUUUGUUAAUUUAUAUUUAUAGACUUAAAAGCAAUACAGUAUUCUUCGCAUAAAACUUUUCUGAUUAAAAUUAUACUACAUUUUGAUAAAAUAAGAUUUUAAGACCCAGUUAUAAUCUAGACGGUAACCCUUUUGCUACAACAGAGCAUUGAUCGAGGAAACGUUAUUGUCACAUAGGAAAGCCACAUGUAUAUGCUUGCCGUGGACAGAGUUUGAACUUAUUAUUUAUAACAAUGCGAUAGAUCCAUACAUUAUUUUUAUUUCACUUGUAUAUUUGUUAUUUUUCUUCACUUGUUAUUGCUCUAUAGACAAAUUGAUAUUGCUUUGUAUCCAAAGUAAUCCAACACGUAAAAUGCAUUUCGAAAUUAUUGAAAUUUAUAGUUGCAUAUAUUAUGAUGCAUUCCGAAAAUGUAUUGACUGAAACUCUAUAAUUUACAUAAUAUAUGUGAUAGAAGUUUAAUAAUUACUGUCAAUUCACUUCAAAACGUACCAAAAACGUUUUUAAGAUUUUUUUUAAAUGUCUAAGGUUGAUAUUCGUGGUCGAUUCUGAUAUUAAGAGUUUUAUGUACAAUCUUAAGAUGUUUAAAAUCAUAAGUCGUGUUAGCAACUUAAGACUACUUAAGACCUUAAAUAAUAAUUUAAGAAUCGACUAUGAAUACCUUAGUGUUUUAGACAUAUGUCUGACAGAUAUUCUUGGAAUUUUUAAGACACUUUUUUUUAACACGUUAUCUGGAAACUGAUACUUUUUACCACAAUUUCGUACGCGGCAGAUAUGUAACCAUGCAGUGGCGGUUUGUAUGUAGCAGUAGCGUUAGUACUCGAUGGGUAUGCUUUGUGGCCACCCGUAGCUAAAAGGGUUAGGUGAUGAAGUUGCAUUAUAUAAUUGCAAAAGAAAUUUAAACUAUGAAUUAUUUUGUAUAUUUUUUUUAAUAAAGAUAUCAAAAAUAGAGAAGUUUCUCUGCUAAACUUACAUGUUUCAUGUAUAAAUUAUUUAGCAAAAAGUAACAUAGAAUUUUUCUUUGUUAAUACAAUGCUUUAACUUUAAGAUACAAUAAAAGGUUUUACACAAUUUUCUGUCAUUGAAAAACUAUACGACAGUAUCAAAUAUAAAAAGAUUAAAUUAGGUUGUACUACAUGAAAUCGUUGAUACUCAGUUUUUUGAAAUUGAUAAAUUGAUAAAAUUGAAAUAAAAUAUAUUUCAGGUAAUGUCAUUCAUAGUUUGCAACAGUACUGAGUAUAUGAACUUUAUAAUUUUCUUUGUUUUUAUUUAUCUUUAAUACUUGAGAUGUAAAACGGUUAAUUGAAAUUAGCCCGGUAAUUAUUUCAUCAUUUUUAAAGAAAUUAAUUAGAAGCAAUUAAUUACAAAUAUUAUAUAUUUUUACGUUUCGGCACAAUUUUUUGAUCAUCUUCAAUAGAUUCAGAACGACGAUCAUUCGAGUAUAUAUUAUCAUCACGUUAUUCGAUAAACCAACUCCAAAAUAUAAAGAUUACACGAAAUGUAUUUCACAUGCCUCUCAAAAAUUGCAUUCAAAAAAAUUACAUUUUCAAUUACGAAAUGUAGUCACAAUUUAAAAUCAGAUAAAGUAAUUGUAUACGAAGGCGCUAGUAUCACAGUUACGGCCUAUACUUUCGAACGUCAAAAACCUCAUUCUUUGUAUUUCGGAGAUGAUUCGCCAAAUAACGUGAUGCGAAUAUAACCGAAUGAUCGUUGACUUUACUUAUUGAAAACAGACAAAAAAUUAAACCGAAGCGAAUAAAUAAAUAUACUGUAAUGCUUCAAAUUAAUUUUUUAGAAAACUUCGCAAUAAUUACCGCGCCGAUUCCCAGCUCUUUUACACUUCAACUGUUGAUAAUUUCUAGGAAUUCAUAGAUUUUAAUUUAUUUAUUUUUUUCAUAGAAAUAGGCUGACAAUUUUAAAAAAUUGACAAUAUAAGAUGAAAGAAUUGCGAAUAUUUUUUAUACGGAUUUGAAAUUGCAACAUAAUACAGUUCAAACAUGUAAACAUUGAUGUGAUUCUCGGGAAAGCUCCGUUACUGAAGCUGACUAUUUGACGGUGAUUCGACAAACUUUCUGAAAAUCUAAAUCUUUAAAAUGAAUUUAGAUAAACUCAAAUCCUAAUGCUAAUAAUGCAUAUAUUAAUCAUAACUUGUUUCUAAAAUAUGAUAUUUUUAUUUUGGCUAAUAAAGAACAACAAUUUCUUAUGGUACAAUCUAAUACAUGGUAAAUAUUUUACAUGUGCAAUAUAUGCGAUAAACUAUGCUGAUGUACCUAAUCAGACAGAAUUAUUUUGCGAGAUAACAAAAAAUACUUGAAAAAA
Molecule: messenger RNA, 6115 nt
Organism: Wasmannia auropunctata (little fire ant)
Lineage: Eukaryota; Metazoa; Arthropoda; Insecta; Hymenoptera; Formicidae
Exons: 9
Coding region: 327-3494 (1055 amino acids)
Biological process (GO): regulation of transcription by RNA polymerase II
Cellular component (GO): nucleus
Molecular function (GO): DNA-binding transcription factor activity, RNA polymerase II-specific; RNA polymerase II transcription regulatory region sequence-specific DNA binding
Source: RefSeq, a predicted model, not a curated record